AACACGCACCGACGAGUCGAGCAGCACCGACGACCCGAGCACAGACUUGGACAUUACACGCGCUUUAUUCCCGCAGCAGAGACGAGUGGGGAAGUUUGGAGGAGAUGCAGUCAGUGUACCAGCACCUGAUCAGCCUGCUGGUUGUCCUCGGCAGCCUGCAGGUCAACCAGCUGGCGGAGGGAUGUUCGUGCGCUAUGACGCACCCGCAGGACGCCUUCUGCAACUCCGACAUAGUGAUUCGAGCUAAGGUCGUGGGCAAGAAGCUUCUGAAAGAUGGCCCUUUUGGAACCAUGCGCUACACAGUCAAGCAAAUGAAGAUGUACAAAGGAUUCGAGAAAGUCCAGCACGUGCAGCACAUUUACACGGACGCCUCAGAGAGUUUGUGCGGUGUGAGGUUUGACAUCAACAAGUACCAGUACCUGAUCACAGGUCGAGUGUACGAAGGCAAGGUCUACACGGGGCUGUGCAACUUCAACGAUCGGUGGGAGCGCCUCUCAUUGGCCCAGAAGAAGGGCUUCAACCAUCGCUACCAGCUGGGAUGCAACUGCAGGAUUAAGCCCUGCCACUACCUGCCCUGCUUCGUGACCUCAAAGAGCGAGUGCCUAUGGACGGACAUGCUGUCCCACUUCGGCUACCCCGGCUACCAGUCCCGGCACUACGCCUGCAUCCAGCAGAAGGAGGGCUACUGCAGUUGGUACCGGGGCAUAGCUUCACGCGACAAAACCACCAUCAACGCCACCGACCCCUGAACCUCCACGCACCCUGCCCAAAACUCACUGCCGCCUCCCUGACUCCGUCCCAUCCCUAUCACUUCGAGAAAAUUACAGGACUCUUCAAGCUCACUGGCCUGGGUGACAGCCUCUUUAAAGUGGCACAAAAAAGAGAAAAGUACACAUCCAUUACAGUGCCUGCUUCGUAGCACUUCUGAUAGAAAACAAUACCUUUUUUUGGAUCAUUUUCCCAUACCACAAAUCAAACAGUCCUUGCACCAAACGGUCUCUUCAGGGUUUAGGUUUUAAAUAGGUGAUGAAGACAGACAUUUAUAAGAUCUAUAAGAAGUUUAAAACCUUGAUCAACCUCUAUUGGAUCUUCAGAGUUGCGGAAAAAGCAGUGACCUGUACACAAUUCUAAGUAUUUAUAGGCAUCAUUGGUGUUAAUUAGCGAGCUGCAGUUAGCCUAAUGCUAACCACGUUUUACGGCCAUUUUGUUGAUCGAGGUUUAUCUUUUAAAAAGCAAGGACUCUCAAAACUAAAUGUUAUGGACUCUCAGAUCAAUUUCAAUCAAUGAAAGCUAUAUGAAAAUACAGCCAAUGAUCACGAUGUCAAUUUGAGAUAUAAAGCUGUUACAUUGUUGCUACUGAACUGUAUGUACUUGCUAGCAUUAGACUAUACACAUCAACAAUACAGAUCGAGUGCCAAUGUGAGGUAUGAUCUCUGAAAAUUAUACCUCUUAAAUCGGCCUCAAUUUAUUAUUAUUUUUUUUCCAAAAAUGGUAUUGUUUUACAGUAAAGUAUAUUUCAAUUAUGUUCACAGUUCUUACUGUAACAUGUCUUUACGGAUGGUAGAAUCUCUGCUUACCUGAAUGUUUGCAAUGUAACUCAUUUUGCAGUUAUAUCACAAACAAGGCCCUUUCUGUUGGGCACUGUUGAAUACCAGAGAAAUGCUAAAAAUGUCUUUGUUACAGUGCGGAAGUAGGGAACAGCUCACUUUUUGCAGAGAUGGUGAUAUUUUAUUUUUUUGCUGUACAUAACAUAAGCUACAGAAAUGAACUAUCAACUCAACUGAAACCUCUGUAAUGCAUUUAUUUAUGUUUAUUGGAUUACACAGUAACUAUGUGGUAUAAUCUGAAAAAAAAAAGAAGAAAAAAAUAUAUAGUAACAGUCAAAACUACUUUGUGACAACCAUCACAGCCUGUGCAACUGUACAGAAUGAAGGACCAGCAUCUCCAGUGGUAUAGUACAUAUGGUACUUUUGUUUGUUAGCUUAUCGUAGUCCCCCUGACUGGUACUCUUCACCAAUCCAAUGAAAGUCAAGUAUAAGCAGAGGUUUCAGAAAUUUACAUAUUUUGACAUGUAUAUUCAAUCUUUUUGUAUUUAACUAUUUCAAAUGGACUAUAUAUAUAUAUAUAUAUAUAUAUAUAUAUAUAUAUAUAUAUAUAUAUAUAUAUAUAUAUAUAUAAAUGAAAGUAACAAUAUUGUCACUAAAUUCAUUCUUCUUCACCUGUUCCCAUCUAGGGUUUUAUCUUUUUUACCCCAGUCCUGUACCUUCAGUCCAUUCCAUGAGCAGAUAAAGCUUGUUACAGCUCCUACAUAGGUAACACUUAGAAAAUUCUACAUCGCUACUGCACUGUGGCUGAGUAGUUUGACAUUUUGGGGAAAUAUGCUUAUUUUCUUUCUUGCUUGGAGUUAGGUGAGCAGGUUAGCUUGACUUACUGUCUUAAUGCUAAGCUAAGCUAACCAUGGCUGUGGUUGUGGCUUCGUUUUUAACGGACAGACGAGAAGAUUAUGGACAUUUGCAUCUAUCAGUAAAAAAGAGAAUUGGCUUAUUUCCCAAAAUGUGUUUGGUUUUUUUUAAGAAAUAUAUAAAUUCAUUCAUCUCCAUUCCAAAAUGACAACAAUGUUGCGUUUUCCCUUAGUUUUCUUCAGAAAACAGAAUUCAAUCCACCUCCAGACACUUAAGCAACAGUCACAUCGUAUCGGAGGAAGACAGCAAUGGUUUGUUUCAGAUACUUAACAAAAGGCCUGAUAAAUUAUAAUAAAAUCAUUUCAUUUCAAUGAUGUAAAUCUACGCCGUUUAAUUUGCUUUGCUUCACCAGUAGAUUUCUUUCGUACAAAACAUGUCCUUUCUGUCUUUAUACGUGUUGACCAGGCUCUCUCUCUCCAGCUGUGAUGUUUCUGUGUCACUAUUUCUGUGGUUCAUGUUUGUGUAAAUAUACUGUCUGCUUAACACAGAAACACUUGGUCAAGUUUGAUCCUUUAAAAAAAAAAGAAGAAAUCCAAUCAAGGAAGCCAUGUACAGUCUGUGUGUAAACACUGAUUCCUGAAGUGAGUGUGUGCCUGUUGGGGGGGGGUCCUUGUGGGGGUUAUAGAAAUGUUUGACUUAAUUUCUGUGUUUUAUAUUUUUAUAAUAAAGAUUUAAUGAAA
Anoplopoma fimbria (sablefish) is the source of this 3142-nucleotide messenger RNA. RefSeq names its product metalloproteinase inhibitor 3-like. Gene Ontology annotation, molecular function: metalloendopeptidase inhibitor activity; protease binding. The transcript is spliced from 5 exons. The record is from RefSeq and is a predicted model, not a curated record. Bases 105 to 749 code for a protein of 214 amino acids. Gene Ontology annotation, biological process: negative regulation of membrane protein ectodomain proteolysis; negative regulation of endopeptidase activity. Lineage: Eukaryota; Metazoa; Chordata; Actinopteri; Perciformes; Anoplopomatidae. Gene Ontology annotation, cellular component: extracellular matrix.